This is a messenger RNA of Eublepharis macularius, 3860 nucleotides long. RefSeq names its product kinesin family member 18A (gene KIF18A). The transcript has 17 exons. Gene Ontology annotation, molecular function: microtubule binding; ATP binding; microtubule motor activity. The coding region runs from base 94 to 2871 and encodes 925 amino acids. The record is from RefSeq and is a predicted model, not a curated record. NCBI's taxonomy places the organism in Eukaryota, Metazoa, Chordata, Lepidosauria, Squamata, Eublepharidae. Gene Ontology annotation, biological process: microtubule-based movement.
UGGCAAGGGAGGGGGUGGACCGGGCAGGUCAACAGGCAACAUAGGAUCGCCAGAAAGGACCCCAAUGCCAAGGCAACUUAAUUGUUCCUCAUAAUGUCUGCUGCUCUCCAAGAAGAUCUCUGCAAUCAUGUGAAGGUAGUGAUCCGUGUCCGUCCAGAGAGUCAAAAAGAAAGAGAUGGCAACUUCAGGAAAGUGCUUCAGGUGGUCGACAAGCACAUCUUGGUUUUUGAUCCAAAGGUGGAGGAAGUCUGUUUUUUUCAUGGAAAGAAACUCCCAUACCGGGAUCUUAACAAAAAGUUAAACAAAGACCUCAAAUUUGUGUUUGAUGCUGUAUUUGAUGAAAAUUGUUCACAGUUGGAGGUCUUUGAACACACUACCAAAACAGUGCUGGAUGGCUUUUUAAAUGGAUAUAACUGCACAGUACUUGCAUAUGGUGCAACUGGAGCAGGAAAGACUCAUACAAUGCUCGGGUCACCUGAAGAUCCCGGGGUAAUGUAUCUGACCAUGAUGGAGCUGUACAACUCCAUGGAUAGGAUGAAAGAGGAGAAGCAUUGUGCUAUUGCUGUUUCAUACCUUGAGGUCUACAAUGAGCAGAUACGUGACUUACUAGUAAAUUCAGGGCCACUGGCUGUUCGUGAAGAUCCUCAAAAAGGAGUAUUGGUUCAUGGGUUAACUUUACAUCAGCCGAAAUCUGCCGAGGAGAUCUUGCAAAUGUUGGAUUAUGGAAACAGAAACAGAACACAACAUCCUACUGAUGUGAAUGCUUCCUCAUCUCGGUCUCAUGCUGUCUUUCAGAUCUAUUUGAGGCAACAAGAUAAGACAGCCAGUAUCAAUCAAAAUGUCCGCAUUGCCAAACUGUCUCUCAUUGACCUGGCAGGAUCUGAACGUGCUUGUGCCACCAAUGGUAAAGGUGCUCGCUUUAGAGAAGGGGCAAAUAUUAACCGGUCACUACUAGCUCUUGGCAAUGUCAUAAAUGCUCUGGCAGACCCAAAGAGUAAGAAACAGCACAUCCCUUAUCGGAACAGCAAGCUUACUCGGUUACUGAAGGAUUCUCUUGGAGGAAAUUGUCGCACCAUAAUUAUAGCUGCUGUUAGUCCUUCUUCUAUGUUCUAUGAUGACACAUAUAACACACUUAAGUAUGCCAACCGAGCUAAGGACAUUAAAUCCUCUCUGAAGAGCAACAUUGUGAGUCUGGACAGUCAUAUAAGUCAGUAUGCCAAGAUUUGUGAAGAACAAAAGAAAGAGAUUAUAAUGCUGAAAGAGAAACUGAGAAUCUAUGAGUUGGAAAAAGCAUCUAUUCCUGAGAAUCAGGACAGAAGUCAGCAACAACUGGAGAUAAACAGGUUUAGGCAAAUUUUGAAAUGUCUGUUCACAAAUCGAGAGGAAAUCAGGAAAGAAUGCCUCAAACUGGAACUGCGAUUAAAAGAAAAUGCCUUAAAAGCUCAUUACCAAAAGCAGUGCCAUGAACAAAUUGAAAUUAUGUGUUCUUCAGAGAAAGUGGAUAAGGCAACUGAUAAACGAGAUCACCGGCUUGCUUUACUUAAAGUGCGACGUUUGCAAAUGGAGCAAAAAAAAGAGGAGGAACUGAAACACUUUGAAGAGAACACUAGUUGGUUGCAUCGGCUGGAAAAUGAAAUGCGCCUCCUAGGACAAGACGGCCAUAUUCCUCAAGAGCUCUCCAAAGAUCUUCAGUGCUGUAAUCUGAAAAUGGAAGUUAAAGAUUUGAAAACUCAAAUUGAAUACAUGAGAAUUUUAGCUUCCUUCCAGGAGCAGCAGCAUAAACAGACAGAAAAGAUACUGAGUGCUUCACUUGCAGUUUUAAGAAAGCAGUACAUAGCUUUGAAAAAUGCAGGGUUAACAAAUGGUGUCCUCUUGGAUGACUUCAAGGAGCUUGAACAGCUGAUUCAGAGAGAGAAAGCUGUAGUUUGGGCUGACCAGAUGGUUAAAGAAGAACCAAAACAAAAUGUUCAUCCUCUGAUGUCUGCUAUCAUGGCAUUUCCACAGCUUGAGCGCAAUCAACGUACUCCUUGCCGUACACCUUCAGGUAUGUCAUCAGAAAAAGUCAAAACAAAUGUUCAACAUGAGAUACAGCACAAAAUGCCUCCUCAGAAAAGAACAAGGCGGAAAUUGAUGGAUUCUCCCCUGAUGGCACAAAGUCCUGAACAUUGCAGUCAGUCAAGUCCUAAUCACUUGGUGGAUUCCCUUAGCAAGGCACUUCGACCAAUUGUAUAUACACCUGAGAUUUGCAAGAUGCCAAAAGAGGACCUGUAUUCUGAGACUGUGGUAAAGCAAGCAUUUCAUACUGCAAACCUUCAAGAAAGAAGUAGUUGUACAGUACAAAUCCAGGUACCAUUAAAAGAGGAGAGCCAUAAGGAUAUUGCAUGCAACGUGAGUCCAGAGUGCCACAUGAACUCCACAGUUACUCUUUAUGAAAGUAACAUAGGAAAUUUAGAUGAACCCUCUUCUGAAGAACAGGAAAGCAAGUCACAUUCAACCAAUACAGCCAGAAAUGUUUUAGAAAGACUUGGCCUUCCUUCCUUGUUAAAUAGACACCCAGGUCCUAUACAUGAGAGACCAUCUUACAUGGCAAUGACGUCUGCUGCUGAGAGAAAAAGAAAAUUGUUAAAUUCGGUAUCAAACAGUGGGUUAACAAAUCAGCAAGAUCAAGUAGCCGCAAAGCGUGUUAAACAAGACCACUUAGUAACUGCUAAACCUUUGAGGAUAUCUAAAACAGGAAUUAGAACAAGAAGUUGGAAGCAACAUGAUAUGCUGAGAAAACAUCUAAAAAGUGAUUCCAAGGAAAAUACAGCAGUGAACAUGAAACUGAGAAUGUCAAAAAAUAUUGUGAAUGACACUUCUACACUGAAAUAAGACCAUGCUUUGCACAGACUUAAUUUAUUAACAGUAAGGGAGAAAGAAAGUUUGUUUUCUCUACUAUGGUUUUUUUCUGUUGUCUGUGGUGGUACUUUGCGUAAUAAUGUAUGCUACUGGAAUGUUACUUCAGUUUUAAUUUACAAAGAACAAUAAUUUUAAUGUACACAUCUGAUCAGUAGUUUGAUGUUCAUCGUCUCUGUAUAUGUCAUUGAGAACUUCACUUUGUCAUCUCUGUUUUUCAAUAUAAACUGCUAAGAUAUUUUGUAAAAAGACUGUCAAAAACAUAGUUUUUGUUUUGGGAUUUUGAAGUUGCUAACGUAUGGAUUGUUCAUUGGGAUCAUUUUUUAUUAUAUUUUAAGAAGUUUAUGAUCUAUCUUCUCUCAUGCAUCUGUCUUUGUGGGAUAGGAAUGCCAUAGAGGUGUGUUUGAACUUCUCCCGCCCCUCACCUGUAGAUAGAUCAUACAUAGCAUACUGUGGGUCAUGAGAGCCGAAGGGACAUUAGAUACUUCUUUGAAAGUUGGGAAUGACUUCAGCCAAUAGACCAUGAAGAACCUUUCACCUUUAAUUGCCAGUGUUCUUGGUCUUAUGCCAAGCCGAGUGCAGAAAGAGUGGAAAGAAUUAAUAAUGCCAUGUGAGAAACAUGCUCAAGUAGUAAUAGAUCAUGUCCAUUGACUUCAUGACUAUGUAGGUGUUCCUGACUGAAAUGCCUGUGCUUAUCAGCCUUUCUAUUUUCAACUAAAAUGAUAUUGUUCAUUUGUCCUUUUCUGUAUUUCUUAUAUACCACUAAAAUAUGAAAGCAAAUUCAUUGGAAGUAUUUUUAACUGAAUACAGGAGUUUAGUUUUAAAAGUUUGUACUUAGUUUCCUGAACAACUUGAAUGUAAAAAUGUCUUGUUAUCUAGCAUAUAGUCUUUCUACAUUGGUGUGUGUGUGUUAGUAUUAAACAGAACCGUUAUACCAUUUGUGAAUAAAGUUUUAUUAGUUGUAA